Molecule: messenger RNA, 5585 nt
Organism: Nasonia vitripennis (jewel wasp)
Lineage: Eukaryota; Metazoa; Arthropoda; Insecta; Hymenoptera; Pteromalidae
Product: mitochondrial folate transporter/carrier
Exons: 2
Coding region: 285-1223 (312 amino acids)
Biological process (GO): folate import into mitochondrion; nucleotide transport
Cellular component (GO): mitochondrion
Molecular function (GO): FAD transmembrane transporter activity; folic acid transmembrane transporter activity
Source: RefSeq, a predicted model, not a curated record
CUAUACUUAUCGGUUUCAUUUUCGAUACGAUUCUCAUCGAAAGUUUUAAGAGUGAGUUUGUGUUAGUGAACGAAUCUCGGUAGUUAUUAUUAUCUAUGCUGUUAUGCAACAAAAAAGUGACGUAAGUUGAUAUACUCAUGUCUACUUUAAUCUUUUGUUUUAUUAUUUAUUAAUAAUGAUAUAAGACGAAUUUCAAGCUAUAUUUUUUAUUGAAUAUUUAUUUAGAAAUUGAAUUGUCGUAGGAAAAUUAGAAGAAAAACAGCUGGUUUAAUCUAAAUACUGACAUGUGUUCGACUAAAUCUACAGAUUCAAAAAAUAAACUUUCGGUCUUCAGCCAUCUAAAGUACGAAUAUCUUGCAGCUGGAGUGGCUGGCGGGACAAUUUCCACUUUAGUGCUGCAUCCAUUAGAUCUUAUAAAAGUGCGUUUUGCUGUCAAUGAUGGCCGUGUGAAAUCAGCUCCACAAUAUAGCGGGCCAAUAAAUGCAUUUGGAAAAAUAGUUAAAAAUGAAGGUUUCGUCGGUUUAUAUCGAGGAAUUGUGCCCAAUAUAAUAGGAGCAGGAGCUGCGUGGGGAUCGUACUUUUUUCUUUAUAAUUGUAUAAAAACUUGGAUUCAAGAUGGAAAUACGACUAAGCCUCUCGGACCUUGGAUGCAUAUAGUUGCUGCUACAGAUGCUGGGGUUCUUACACUUUUACUAACAAAUCCAAUCUGGGUGGUAAAAACUAGAUUAUGUUUGCAAUAUGCCGAAGACGUGAAUCUUUCUGAAACAAAAAGAUAUUCUGGAACGAUAGAUGCUUUGAAAAAAAUUACUACGACUGAGGGGAUCACUGGGCUAUAUAAGGGUUUAGUACCAGGUUUGUUUGGUGUUUCUCACGGAGCCAUUCAAUUUAUGUUAUACGAAGAAAUGAAAGUCAAGUAUAAUUUAUACAGAAAUAAGCCCAUAGAUACCAAGCUUGAAACAACAAACUACAUCAUUUGCGCAGCCGUUUCUAAAUUGAUUGCAGCAGCUAUCACAUAUCCAUAUCAAGUUGUAAGAUCUCGAUUGCAAGAUCAUCAUCAUAAUUACCAAGGAACACUUCAUUGCAUUAGUAGUAUAUGGAAGUAUGAAGGAUGGAGAGGUUAUUAUAAAGGACUUAGUGCAAACCUUUUAAGAGUAACUCCAGCAACAGUUAUAACGUUUGUAGUUUAUGAACACGUUUCGAGCUAUCUUUUAAGUCACAAAUAAAAUUUAUGCUUUUGGAACUUCGAUAGCCACAUAUGUUUUUACCAGUUUGAUAUCUAAUUUGCUCCUUAUUGAGGAGUCAGUAUAUCGAACUGAUUUUUGGAAAAUGGUGAAGUGUCUGGGGCUUGCUCCGACUUCACCGCGGGUCACCUUGCAUUGCAGUAUCGCAAGGACCGACCCGCAUAAUUAAUUCAAACAUAAUUUUUUCUUAUUACCAAAAUAGGUGCAGUGAUGUGCGUUAUUAAGUAACUUAUUUCAUGAUUAUUUUAUAAGGUUAUACAAAUACAUGUAUUAAAAUAAUUUUGGGGAUUAUAUGCGCCUGCAGCCCUUUUUUAACCCAAAAAAUGGCCACUAAUGCCUUUUUUAUAAAAGACAUGCGAUAAUUGCGUUUUUUUCCUUCAAGUGAGCUAGCAAGUACUGUGUUCAAGUGGCAAAAAAAUUAACAGCAAAUAGAAAAUAGGGAUAAACGAUUUGUUUUACCCUCUGAUAAAGAAAUGUUCAAUUACAAAUUUUCGUUUUUUGAGAAUUUUUUCUGAUUUAAAUAACGCUAAAUUCUAUAUAUUCGAUACAAAAUGUACGUUGUGUAAUAAGAGUUAAAUGGUCUUCUUAACCUCAUCAAAAAAACCUACUAAGUGUGUUAAGUAUGAAAUAUACUAUUUUUUCUUAACCCUGUCACAUUCGAUAGUGUUUGCUUAUUUCGAGAUAUUUAAGCUCAACACUUCACCUCCCUUGCAGAAAAAAAGGCCAUAAAAGCCUCAAGCGGCUGAUCAAUACAAUGCAACAACACACUAAGCAUAUCAGGCGUGAACCUUUCGCCCGAGGUAGUCGUACUCUCUGUAUCGAAGAAAAGCUUACAUCGGAAACGCGUAUGAAAUGUGGUCAGAGUUUAUCGAGUAAUAAAAGUCCUGAAUUAGCGAUUGGAUUUUUGUGCGUGAAAACCGCGUCGCUAGAGCGGAACUCACAGAAUGCAUCUUCGCAACUAUACAAUACAUGGUCAAUGGCCUCCCAAUAAGCUGGGCUCAAUAAAAGAAGCAAUUUUCAAGAUUUUUCUCUCAAGAUCAGUAAUACUAUUUUUAUGGGAAUGUGGGAGCUGAAAACACUGUUUUUCUGUUCCAUAUAACUUUUUGAAUAAAGCUUGCAAUGAAAAACCAAGACCAGAGCGCCAUAGUGUUGAGUUUAGUGAAUCAUUCUACCGAAAAAAAAAAUACCAAUCGGACUUUUGGUUUUUGUAAAAGUUGUGAAAUACGAGCGGGUGUUUACGCGUAUUAAUGCGAUUACAGCGCCAACCUCAAACGCCAAUUUUACUUAUUACCUUUUUUUAAUUUGAAAUUUCAUCAAUACAAUGAGCAGAGCGCCAUAGGUUUGAGAUCAGUGAAUCAUUCUAUCGAAAGAAAAUGUCAAUACGGUUUUUAGUUUUUUUUUUUUUUUGGCAUUUGAAAUACUAAAUACCGUGUGGCGGAUUUGCGAAGCUAUAGCUCCACCUCCCCUUAAGCGUGCUCGAAAGAUCACUACAGGUCGUUGGCGAACAUUAGAAAUUUCUGAAGAACGUAGUUUCUACAUUUUUCAUUGAACUAGGCAUACCGUAUGAGCAGUGCCGUUUAGAAUUGACACUUCAGGAGAAGAUCGUAGAGCGUGUCGGUCUCGGUAAACCCCGCAAAUCUCAUGUUUUUUUUUACGCUCCUUGGCGACUCUCUCGUCCUGCGAUCCCAGCGCCAGCGUCUUGAGCAACAGUCCUCGCCCCAGCCUGAUGAUGCUCGAAUGAAAUUUUGGAUGAGGGACUGUCACACUCUGAACAACAUCGGAAGGUGUCUCGAUGCGACAAUCUCCCACGAGCAUGUUUGCGUAGAGCAUUUUUAAAUCGACGUUCGCGUCACCUGUGAUCUAAAUUGUCAGCAUCAAGUUUACAUGCGUAUGUUUUUUGGGAUCUACAUGUCUCUUUACGAAUGAUCCAAAUUCACAUCCCCUUAGAUUUUAUAAAGAUAUACAUUUUUGCUGUGAUUUUUUCCUUUAUUUUUCUCGUAUAUUUACUCUUGCCCCUUUUUAUUUUUCAUCUUUUUUUGGUGUCAGAGCCGGAGUUUACGCUAUUUUGUUUUUGCCAAACGCUGAAUCUGGGCAAUGACAGCUUCAGUUACUUCAACCUUGGAAUUUGAGCCGCCAUCUUGUCUGAAUUCAUCGGAGGGUUCGGGUCGAUCUUUUGCUCUCGUUUACGGCGACCAAAUGAUUCUCCCCUCUUGCUGAACUCGUGCCCUGCUCAAUAGGGAGCUGAGAGUCGUUAUUUUUUACUCUUAUGUCUUCGCAACAUUGAGGCGCCUUUCUGUAUUAUGUUGCAGGGGGAGCGACAUAAUUAUGAGCUGUUCUUUUCCGGAUCUGAUAGAUGCAUUUUUAUGCAAGCUCAGCUUUUUGGGGGGCCGUGAUGAAGCAUGAGUGAGGAGGGUACUUAUAGGCUUUCUGUCGGUGACUGCCUCAUUUUUGAAUGCGGAACUAUGAUCCCAGCUAAAACUGGCCUCGUUAAUUGUGUGGUCCUUACCACGGGUCAAUCCCGACAUCGCUCGUCUAGGGGUCUACAAACCUGUCACAGCAGCAGGUAUAUCAUUAGGUUAAAGCUUCUUCUUUUCAGAUGAUGAUCAUUAGUUUUAAGAUAGAUGUGUGAUAAUCUAUAUAUUUAUUUUAUUUAACAAAAAAUUGUAAUUUUUAGGAACUAAUGUAAUACCUCGAUACAAAACUUUCUCUAGAAAAGGAAGCAAAACAAAAAAAAACUUUACCGAAUUUCGCCUGUACACACACCUUGCAAAGUACUGACAGGCUAUAUACGGACAAACCGAAUUACGCGUGCAUAUUGCGUCCAGGCGCGAAAAGCGAAUAAUAUGCCGUAUCGCUGUUUCUCGCUCAUAUGGUUUGUCAAUAGCGGUUAACCGAAUUAUUCAGCGUUGGCGUAAUUCCGCGCGCGAUGCCACGGGGGAACAACGCGGCAGAAUAUUCAUAAAUAUGUAUAAAAUCGAGCGUGGAAUCACGUCAUACGUAGUUUCGCGUGUAGCGAGGAAAGUUCGUUGAUAUACGCCUGUGAGGUCGUAUCGGCCCGGGAAAUUCCUUGCGUAGUUGACGACGGCCUGACGCAAAUGAGACACGGCGUGUAUGCGAUUUCCUUCUUUUUGCCAUGGCGUUGGAUAUAUUAAUCAAUGGCGGCGCUUGUGUUUUGCUCUACUUCAUUUUCUCUUCGAUUUAUUGCGCGUACUAUAAUGGAAAAGUAAUUACCAAGCUUGUUUGUGAUAAUUAGUUUGUUUCACGCUUCAUCGACAAGAUUCGGAUGGAAAAAUCAAUGACAGGCUGAAAUAAUGAAUGGCUUGGCGCUACGAGAACAGGUAUUAAUUUUCGAGCUGCCACUUUACAAUUACUUUUCACUAUUAUUCGUCGAAAACUUCGUUAGGCCGGUCGAAACUAUACUUCGAUAAUAACUCUCUUCGCUUUCGGGUUUGAUUUUUCGAUUAUAUCAUCGGACUUCUAGCAUCUGAAUCUUUUAAUAACGAGCGAGAGUUAUUAAGCCGAAACGGAUAUAUCAUUUUAUCCAAAUAAUUCUGUAUACUUAUCACGUAUAUAUACGCGUUAUAUCCAACGCACUGAGCUCUUAUACGUAAUGCACCCUCACGGGCGAUCUAUUUACGGCCGUGCGUGGAUAUGAGUGACUCGGUGAAAUUUGCGCUGUCGCUGCAGACCAGGGUUGCGGAGGAUGCCGAAAAUCGUCGCCGGAGUUAACGCAUUAGAUUAAAAUUCGGAGGAGAACAUCAUAAAAUUAUUCAGAUAAAUGUUUUAAAUUACGUUUAUCUUUCAUUGCGCUUAAUUUUAGUUUGCACUUCGUAACGUGACCCUAUAACCUAUCCUUUUCUGAAUCGUUGUUGCUAUCUUUUCCUACUCCUAGAUUAACCGGUUUUCUUCAAAUAAAUUUGCAAUUACGACAAGAUACUUUGUGGAUUUUCAUUUUUUUAGUUUCAGAUAGCUGCGUACGAUACGAAAACCGACGUCAGCCUGACAAGAGAGUUAUCGCAUCCAAAGCAAAGGAUAACCAUACUUCGCUCGUCUUUCUGGUGCUAAUCCUAUCCUAGAAUCAGAGGGUAGUCUGCGCCGUGGAUUUUCAUCGAAAUCAAGGUGCAACGAAUUUCGAGCUGUGUCUCCGAUGCGAGAUUGGUCCGAGAAUCAGUGCCGCAGAAAGACUGCAGUAAAUUUUAAAGAGCAACAGACGAUUUUUUUAACGUGCUUCUUUUAUUAACGUGCAAAAAAGAAAAAAAAAUAGUAUGGCGAUUAAUCUGGCUCAAUAAUCAACACUAAAAAAAUAGUAUGGCAUUUAGUAUGGCGAUUGAUUUGGCUCUAUAA